Ylistrum balloti is the source of this 1383-nucleotide messenger RNA. RefSeq names its product atrial natriuretic peptide receptor 1-like. The record is from RefSeq and is a predicted model, not a curated record. Lineage: Eukaryota; Metazoa; Mollusca; Bivalvia; Pectinida; Pectinidae. Gene Ontology annotation, molecular function: signaling receptor activity; peptide hormone binding. The transcript has 7 exons. Bases 1 to 1383 code for a protein of 460 amino acids. Gene Ontology annotation, cellular component: membrane.
AUGUUGGACUUUUACAGUGUGUUUGUUAUGGUGUUCUACCAAAGCUCUGUAAUUGGUUCUGUUACGGAGUUUUAUGUCGGAGUGGCCAUGAUUUUUGAUGCCAAUACCCCUUACGACGUGGAGAGGGUAGGACCGGCUAUAGAUAUCGCCAUUGAAAGGGUUAACAGGGAAAUCCUCAAUGGCUCGUACAGGGUGGUCAAGAUAGAGCGACACUACGGGAGCGUUUGUAGCAAUUCCCGGGCAUCAGGAGUGGUGGCCGAUAUGUACUACAGACAUGGUAUAAACGCCUUGAUUGGACCGGCUUGUGCGUAUGCAUUGGAUCCUGUAGGUCGUCUGGCCAACUACUGGAAUAUUCCGCUCAUUACAGGUCUGGGAGAUGGUGGUAUGUUUAAAAACAAGACCAAUUAUCCAACCCUCACCAGACUUGCUUAUUGCCAGUGUAGACUACGGAGGGUACUGGGUAGUAUAUUUGAGGAGUUUCAUUGGACAGAUGUAGCCAUUGUAUAUGACGUCAAUGAUGUUCACUCGGAAGUCCUCGGGUCCACCCUGAAGGUCGGUCUCCAAAAGCAAACUAUAUAUCCUUUCAUGUUUCCUUAUUACGGAAAAGACAAUCCCGAUUUCAAAGCUAUCCUUACAGAGGUCGCCAUGGUUACUAGAGUGAUAGUCCUUGUUGCUCCUGGAGAGUCCGUGCGGAACCUCAUGUUAUCGGCUUUCGACCUUGGCUUUAUAAACACUGGCGAAUUUGUUUUCUUCGAUAUCCAUCUAUUUUCUUUCCCUGGGGAAUAUUGGGGCAACCACGACUGGAGACGACACGACACACGUGACCAAGAUGCCAGGAAAUCAUACGAAGCUAUGUUUAGAAUCAGUCUUCAAGUCCCGAUAAGUGCCGAGUGGACGAACUUUACAAGAGAAGUCAAGUUGAAAGCUCAGCAAAUGUACAAUUUCUCAUUUUCUGACGAAGAGGUGAAUUUUUUUAUCGGAGCUUUCCAUGACGCAGUGCUGUUAUAUGGAAUCGCCCUAAACGAGAGUCUCAACAACAUCUCAGCGCUAAACGACGGCUACACAUUCACCAGAGCGAUGUGGGACAGGACAUUUCAAGGUGUAACCGGAAGUGUGAUUAUAGACGAUAAUGGGGAUCGGGAUACAAGCUAUUCCAUCCUUGACUUGGACCCAAACACAGGCGAAUUUCACGUUAUCGCUAACUUUUUCGGAGAUCGACAAUGGUACAAUCCUGUUCCCACAAAGUCUGUCCACUGGGCUGGGGGCAGAACAGAACCCCCUCUUAAUACACCUUCGUGUGGCUACCAGGGAGACGACCCUAUGUGUUCUAAGAAAUGUCAGUUGCUAUUUCAGACAGUAAAGGCACAUACUAUGAUAUCUUGA